Symbiodinium sp. CCMP2456 is the source of this 513-nucleotide messenger RNA. NCBI's taxonomy places the organism in Eukaryota, Dinophyceae, Suessiales, Symbiodiniaceae. The record is from the annotation of a GenBank genome assembly.
AUGACAAUGUCCUUUGAGCCAGCGGACACAGCAUCAUGCAACCAGAUGGUCUCAGAGGUCGUGAAGCGACCGAGCCUACGAAAGCGCUCUUCAGGCGAGGACUUUGCAUUCCAGCGUCGGCUCUCCUGGAAGGAUCUCUCGAACCCGAGGCCUUCUGCGCCGACGUCCCCCGUAGCGGAUGGUGAGCCUCAGAGCAGAACGCGACGGACUCCCAGCCCAGGAUCGCCUCAGACGGAACCUCUGGAGGAUACAGCCAGGGCCAAUGCAACUGACAUCGUCUCCGACCAGCGGGCGACGCCUUCGAAGUUGGAUCACUACAACAUUGUCAACUCUUUCCAGCAAGGACUUGCCAAUGUGGAGCAGAUCAUAAUCUACGACACAGACCAUGUGGGUGAGUCUGACGGGGACGAGGACGGAAGACAUGCAGUGACCUGGAGACGCCGUGCGUGGCUGAGGCUGCUCUGCGACCUCUGCGUGAAUCUGUGUAAGUGCAAGCCGUGCCUGAGAAUUUAG